This is a messenger RNA of Toxotes jaculatrix (banded archerfish), 3334 nucleotides long. It is a transcript of the gene cry1b, whose product is annotated as cryptochrome circadian regulator 1b. Lineage: Eukaryota; Metazoa; Chordata; Actinopteri; Toxotidae. Bases 618 to 2330 code for a protein of 570 amino acids. The transcript has 11 exons. Gene Ontology annotation, cellular component: cytoplasm; nucleus. The record is from RefSeq and is a predicted model, not a curated record. Gene Ontology annotation, biological process: entrainment of circadian clock by photoperiod; negative regulation of DNA-templated transcription; circadian regulation of gene expression. Gene Ontology annotation, molecular function: DNA binding; FAD binding.
CAGAAAGGACGUCUUGCAUGGCCGACGAGUUGACCAGGCGUUACCGUUUAUACACAGUGUUUAGCCUGUUUCUUGGGUCGAGUGUAUGUUAAAUUAGUGUAAACUUGCGUUUCAUGGAGACACAAAGCGGAAAUGUUUUCGCGUUUGUACUUUUUUUUUUGCGACCUAGUAGCUUGUGUUUAACGUGGGUUUCACCCGCGCCUCGUGUGAUAGCUGAAGAAAAUCAUACAACUUGAACAUCGCUGGUGACUGAAUACGGGUUUAUUCUGAACUUAAUUCCGUGAAAUGUGUUCACUUUUUCGUUGCUACUAAUCAAGUUUUUUUUUCUUUUUGCCUGCGUCCUGUGUGGCUACCUGCUGUCCCCACAUGCAGCCGCUGCUGGUCAGGAGACCCAACUCUGUGGACACGUUCAUGGAUCAAGGUUAAAGUCAGACAAACCUUAAACGUUUCCCUACGAAUCCAGUGACCAGGUCGAAAACUACUUCGUCCUCGGAUGUUAAUGGACACCUGACUAUUUUGCAACCAGAACAACGCAAGAGGGCGUCUUUUUGUUGUUUUUGGGAAACCCCUUCCCUCUAUCUGACCCCACCAGGGAUAAAUAAAGAGAGGCAGUCGACAUGGUGGUCAACACCAUCCACUGGUUCAGGAAGGGACUGCGGCUGCACGACAACCCAGCUCUGAGAGACUCUAUCCGGGGAGCGGACACCCUGCGCUGCAUCUACAUCCUGGACCCCUGGUUCGCAGGGUCCUCUAAUGUGGGCAUCAACAGGUGGAGAUUUUUGUUGCAUUGUUUAGAGGACUUGGAUGCCAGCCUGCGCAAACUCAACUCCCGCUUAUUUGUCAUCAGAGGCCAGCCUACAGAUGUCUUCCCUCGUCUUUUUAAGGAAUGGCAGAUCACCCGAUUAUCUUAUGAAUAUGACUCUGAGCCGUUUGGCAAGGAACGUGAUGCCGCCAUCCAAAAAUUAGCCAGCGAGGCUGCGGUAGAGGUCAUGGUGCGGAUUUCACACACCCUCUACGAUCUGGACAAGAUCAUAGAACUCAAUGGUGGUCAGCCUCCUCUUACAUAUAAGCGCUUCCAGGCUCUCAUCAACCGUAUGGAUGCUGUGGAGUUGCCUGCAGAGACAAUCACAUCUGAGGUCAUUAAAAAAUGUGCCACACCCAUCAGCGAAGACCAUGACGACAAGUUUGGGGUGCCCUCCCUGGAAGAGCUUGGUUUUGAGACAGAGGGCUUGACCACAGCAGUAUGGCCAGGCGGAGAAACAGAAGCCCUCAUGAGGCUAGAGCGGCACCUGGAGAGGAAGGCAUGGGUGGCAAACUUUGAGCGUCCACGUAUGAACGCUAACUCCCUGCUGGCCAGUCCCACAGGGCUCAGUCCCUACCUGCGCUUUGGAUGUCUCUCCUGUCGGCUCUUCUACUUCAAACUUACUGAUCUGUACAGGAAGGUCAAGAAGAACAGCACCCCACCGCUUUCCUUGUAUGGGCAGUUGUUGUGGAGGGAGUUCUUCUACACGACCGCCACCAACAACCCCUGCUUUGACAAGAUGGAGGGAAACCUUGUGUGUGUCCAGAUCCCCUGGGACAGAAAUCCUGAGGCGUUGGCCAAGUGGGCAGAGGGUCGGACCGGCUUUCCCUGGAUAGACGCCAUUAUGACCCAGCUGAGGCAGGAGGGCUGGAUCCAUCAUUUGGCGAGGCACGCUGUGGCCUGCUUCCUCACCAGGGGAGACCUCUGGAUCAGCUGGGAGGAAGGCAUGAAGGUCUUUGAGGAGUUGCUGUUGGAUGCAGACUGGAGCGUUAACGCUGGCAGCUGGAUGUGGCUUUCAUGCAGUUCAUUUUUCCAGCAGUUUUUCCACUGCUACUGUCCCGUGGGAUUUGGACGACGCACGGACCCCAACGGCGACUACAUACGGCGUUAUUUGCCUAUACUGAGGGGCUUUCCAGCCAAAUACAUCUACGAUCCCUGGAAUGCCCCAGAGGAAGUGCAGAAGGCAGCCAAGUGUAUCAUAGGAGUGCACUACCCCAAGCCCAUGGUGAACCAUGCUGAGGCUAGCCGCAUCAACAUAGAGCGGAUGAAGCAAAUUUACCAGCAGCUUUCCUGCUACAGAGGACUGGGCCUGCUGGCAACAGUGCCUGCCAAUCCCAACAAUGGUGCCAGUGGCAGUAAUGUUGGAGGAGUCAACACAGGGACCAGUCAAGGUCCAAGAGGGUCCACUGAAGACCCAUCCAUUCAGGAGGGAACGUCUCGAACAGAAAGAGGACAAUCGACGCACAAGCGGCGCCGUGAAGAGGCUCCAUCCGAGAGCAGCUCUAAAUCCUGGAGGCAGAGCAAAUAGUGUGCAAAAGACAGAAUACAAAGGGUCCCUCUGUCGGUCUGUAUCAUCUGGUAGCAUCCUCUCCUGCGGUGCCCUCAGUUAAUACACAAUAAUAAACUGUAACUAACAACCACGGAGGCAGAAUGACAGAACGAGGAUGUCGGAUCCAGCUGAUAGCAUUGGCUGAUUGUCUCAAGGACCCCCCACAGUAUGUUAUACUUGUAAUCGGUUAAGAUUGUCACGAGUUAAACUGGACAGUCAGCUGUUAACACAUCUUGGUCUCCAGAUGCUGUAAGAUACAUCACACAUCUCAGGGACAGGGGAAGGAAUUGGAAUUGAGAAAUUGGUCAUAUUUGAGAGAAUGAACCCUCUAACAGCAAUAAAUAAAGGCAAAAACAGUUCAUCUCUAAAAUCUUCAAGUCAUGGUGUUGUGAAAGUCUUCCACUACAGUAUGUGUCGCCUCCACACCUUAAUGUGAAAAUGUCAAAAUCUAAAUCUGAGUGACGGGAAUCAGAAGAUUUGUUGUGUACAGCUGACACUCUCACCCACUGUUGGCACAAUGACAUAAGAUGAUCUGGAUAAAACACACACAGAUUAAAUACCCCAGAUAAAACACAGUUGUAUCUUUUCACAAAAACAGGCCCCUAAAUGUUUCAUAUCAAGAAUAUUAAGUCACACUGUCAUGAAUGUACAUAAUGUGAGAAAAAAUGUUUUCAGAGAUUUAGGAUACAAAGGUCUGAUGGACAGUAGUAAAGGAAGUUAGAGUCAAGACUGUCACGUUUGACAAUAAAGCAAGCCUUAUAAAGGCUGUCAUUUAUUUUGUAAAUAUUUAUUGUUUUUGAUUUCCAACUUUUGUAUAUUUGGUCAUGGAAUUUCACAGCUCAUUUUGUAAAUAAUGUGUAACCAAAACUCAAAAGUUCUGCUGUGAAUGCAUGUGCUUUUGUCUCCCAUGUGAUCGUAAAUCUAUUAUUUUUGUAUAAAUAAUGACCAAAUUCUAACUGUAUUGAUAAAGUACAAGACAGAAA